UCUCUUUAUAGCUAUUAAAGAAUUCCCAUUUUCUUUUACUUCUUUCUUUAUCAGAAAUUUUAUCCGUUCUUGAUUUUUUUUACUAAACUUCUCUUCGAAACCAAGUUUUGCCAGUACUAGCAAAGUUGGUGUCUUUCAACUUCACUCUUUUAAUUCUUUUAUUAAUUGAAAAAGGGUACCCUUUUCUUUUCUUUUUUUUUUGUGUUUUAGAUUUUUCUAAUACUGUUUGCUUGAUUGAUAAGACUGCCAUUGUUGCAAAUCUUGGCUGUUCUUCUGUUUCUUGAUAAACCCAUUUCUCCAACUCUGUUUAGUUUUUUCCUUUUUUCUUCUCUUCUGGGUCUUUCUGUCAUUCUUUUGUGGGUUUUCUUGUUUAUGAUGGGCUAUUUCAUUUCUGGAUCUCUGUAAAGGCACCAGUGUUCUUGCAAGAGAGGUGGGAAAGAUGAGAGCUCGCACUUUCCUUCAACUUCUUUUGGCCACCAGUGGACUCUUUCUUCUGGCUUCUCAUGCUUUUCCUUCAGAUGAGGUGAUUGCUCUUACUAAGUUCAAAGAAGCUAUAUAUGAUGACCCACUUCUAGUUUUGACUAAUUGGGAUGCCCUAGAUUCAAACCCUUGCCAUUGGAAUGGCAUUUUGUGUUCUGCUGCUGGAGAUCAUGUUACCAAUAUUAACAUUUCCAGGGCAUCUUUAAAGGGUUUUCUUGCACCAGAGUUGCAUCUGAUCCCAAAUUUGCAAUAUCUAAUGUUGGAUGGAAACCAGCUGCAAGGUACCAUACCGAGGGAAAUUGGCUUGUUAAAAAGCCUUAUAGUGUUGGACUUGAGCAAUAACAAGUUUUCGGGGCCAAUUCCUCGGGAGAUUGGCAAUUUACAGGACAUCGAGAAAAUAAACCUCCGAUCCAAUGGGUUGACUGGAAGGUUGCCCCCUGAACUUAGCAAUUUGAAAAACCUCAAAGAGCUUCGACUGGAUAGGAAUAAGCUCAAAGGGACAGUGCCCGGCAGUAAUAGCCCGGGUUUUGCAUCCAGCAUACAUGGGAUGUAUACCUCUCGUGGCAAACCUAGUGGCUUUCCACGGUCGAGUUGUUUCCCUAAACUAAAAUUUGCUGACUUCUCCUACAACUUCUUUGUUGGAAAGAUACCGAAUUGCUUGAAUUAUCUUCCAAGGUCAAGCUUCCAAGGGAACUGCCUUCAAGUCCAAGAAAUUAGCCAGCGCCCUGCUGCCCAAUGCGGUCGUGCAUCGACGCCCAAAAUCCAUCCUGAACUCAACAAUAGACACCACCGCCCUGCUGAACACGUGCCCAAACAUAAGUCUGCUGCAAAACCUGCAUGGCUCUUUGCCCUGGAAGUGGUCACGGGGGUCAUGGUUGCUACUCUUUUUGUAGUGGCACUUUUGACUACGAUUAAAAAGUGCAAGAGCAAAUCUUCCAUUAUUAUCCCGUGGAAGAAGUCAGGUAGCGAGAAGGAUCACCUGGCGAUUUAUGUAGAUACUGAGAUGCUGAAGGAUGUAAUGAGAUACAGCAGAGAAGAGCUAGAGGUAGCGUGCGAAGAUUUUAGCAAUAUUAUUGGAACCUCACCGGACAGCGUGGUCUAUAAAGGAACCAUGAAAGGCGGGCCUGAGAUUGCUGUGAUAGCCCUUUGCAUCAAAGAAGAGCAUUGGACCGCCUAUCUCGAACUUUACUAUCAGAAAGAGGUAGCAGAACUUGCGAGAAUAAAUCAUGAACAUACGGGAAAGCUUCUAGGGUACUGUCGAGAGAGCAGUCCUUUUACGAGGAUGUUGGUGUUCGAGUAUGCAUCAAAUGGAACAUUAUAUGAGCACCUUCACUACGGGGAAGCCUGUCAGUUAUCCUGGACGAGACGGAUGAAAAUUGUUAUUGGCAUUGCUAAGGGGUUAAAAUAUCUCCACACAGAACUUAACCCUCCAUUCACCAUAUCAGAACUAAAUUCAAACGCGGUGUAUCUCACAGAAGAUUUUUCUCCCAAGCUGGUUGAUUUUGAAAGCUGGAAGACGAUUCUUUCAAGAUCAGAAAAGAACUCCGGUGCUAUAAGCAGUGAAGGCGCGAUUUGCAUCCUUCCAAAUUCACUCGAGGGGCGCUACAUUGAUGUCCAGGGCAACAUCUACGCAUUUGGAGUGUUGCUGCUGGAAAUCAUCAGUGGCAGACCUCCAUACUGCAAAGACAAAGGAUCCUUAGUAGACUGGGCUAAGGAAUACCUGGAGGUUCCGGAGGCAAUGUCUAACUUGGUGGAUCCUGAGCUGAAGCAUUUCAGAUAUGAAGACCUUAAGGUGGUCUGUGGGGUGAUCAACACAUGCAUCCACCCAGAUUCCAAUUGCAGAGCUUCCAUGAAAGACUUGUGUGCUGUGCUGGAAAGCGACAUCGACACAUCCAUAUCUGCAGAGCUGAAGGCGUCGUCUUUGGCGUGGGCCGAGCUGGCGCUUUCGUCCUGACACUACUGCUGCUAACAACUGUAAAUUUGGAUACAUAUAUAACUAUAUAACAUUUGUUGUCAUCAAGUUGAGAUUUUGUGUAAAUUGUGUGAUGUGUAAGAGCUAAUCAAUUCUUUGUACACUACUAGAACAUCAGUGAGCUUCAGAUAGUCAAAUAGUGAAAGAGCUAUUGAUAUCCUA
Ipomoea triloba (trilobed morning glory) is the source of this 2614-nucleotide messenger RNA. Its product is annotated as probable LRR receptor-like serine/threonine-protein kinase At1g63430. The record is from RefSeq and is a predicted model, not a curated record. The transcript has 13 exons. Gene Ontology annotation, biological process: protein phosphorylation. The coding region runs from base 440 to 2434 and encodes 664 amino acids. Gene Ontology annotation, molecular function: protein kinase activity; ATP binding; protein binding. NCBI's taxonomy places the organism in Eukaryota, Viridiplantae, Streptophyta, Magnoliopsida, Solanales, Convolvulaceae.